Neoarius graeffei (lesser salmon catfish) is the source of this 2369-nucleotide messenger RNA. RefSeq names its product neurotrophin receptor-interacting factor homolog. Lineage: Eukaryota; Metazoa; Chordata; Actinopteri; Siluriformes; Ariidae. The record is from RefSeq and is a predicted model, not a curated record. The transcript has 3 exons. The coding region runs from base 1220 to 1918 and encodes 232 amino acids.
ACUGCAGGAGGAAACACAGAUCCAUUCGCUGAGAAAAACCUCCCUCUGGAAAGAGUCGAUUUACUGCGGAUUCUCCGCCCUGUACAGCCACUCCUCAUCAGUCACUGUACAUUUCCGUGUUUCAGUCCUGCAGGCUCGAGGGCUAUGUGGUGGAGGUGACUUUCCGGAAUCGCGGACAUCUUUUAUUUCAUGUUUCUCCGAGGUCUCUAGGCCGGUGGGCAGAAGAACUUUCUGAUGCGGUUUUCUGAGAAGCGACGGCUCCAUUUGUGUGAAACCUGCUCAUUGCGAUGGCUGUGUUUGCUUGUUUUGUCGGUCAUUAAUUCUGUUCGAGUUGAGACCAAAGAGAAGGAUGUUUUUCUGCGUCUUUGUAUUUAUGGCCCGAGUUCAGGGUACAAACAACGUCUCGACCUUCCCUCAAACGCCUUCAUCUUGUCACAGCAAAACAGUCGAAGUGGAGAAAUCCACAGAUCCUCACCCGUCGCUCCUGGCCGACCGAUGUUUCACUCCUGGCGCUGCGGAUGUGGACAAUAAGUCGGAGGUUUCAGAGUCAGAGCACAGUGAAGUUAUUAAAUGAUUAUUAGGGUAAGUUCGAGUUGCAGCUCAAGGGCCAAUCCGGCGACCAAUGGGUCGAAAUUCGGGGCCUUUUAUCCCCGUACGACGGAUAAUUGAUCUGGGUCUAUCAGCGUCGGAGCAUAACGUGUUAAUCAUUUUUAAAUAAUAUUUAGUAAUGGAAGUUUUAGUUGCAGUUGACAGGGCUAAGGGAUUUUCAGGUGACUCUCUUUGGAUAAAAUCUUGUAGUCGGUGGUGGCUCAGUGGACUCGAGGAAGAUUUCGAUUGAACUGCAUUUUAUUUGAGAAUGAAGCGCGAGGAUCACAGCCGAUACGACGGAGGUUCCGACCGCGCUUCGGUGCUUCUCAGUCCUCUGCUGGAUGUCUGAGCGCAGGAGGAGCGCAUGAUUUGCAUUCAAUUAUUUCACUCGUAUUUGCAAAUCGCAGAGUAAAAGGCUGAUCAUGACACUGGGAGGGCCAAUCUGCUCCUCAUCUCUCUGCAUGACUUUUGCACCUGGAGAAAAGGAUACAGCGACCGUCAGAAAUCAGCUGGACAGCUCCUUAGCCACCCAUCAGAGUGCUACUUCACCAUGGAACCCUCACAGCUCACUGAGAUUAUCACCUGUCUUCAAGAGGAUCAACAACAGUGAAAGCAGUGUCUGGAGACCCUGAUGCAAAUACAGGCACAGACCCAGAGCUUCAUGCAGCAAGUGCCUAAAGAUCCCAAGAAAGCUGUCUUGCAGUGGUCAGAGCAUCAUCGUCAGAGGUUUCGCUCUUUGACCCUAAGUGAUGUCGGCCAUCCAUUUGCAUUUGCACAACAGCUCCAAGACAACUGUCAGAAAUGGUUGCUGGCUGAGGAUCAAGAUGCCAGAAGGAUUGUAGAGCGGGUUGUAAUGGAGCAGUUAGUUGAGCGACUUCCAGAAGUAACAGCCAAGUGGGUCCAGCACCAACAACCAGCAACACUAAAUCAGGCCAUCCAAUUGGCAGAGAACCACAUGGCAUCUCGCUCUCCCCUCUUCAGCAUCUACCCAAGUGAAGCAAUGAUUAAGGCACGCUGGGUGAAGGUGUGCAUUGGCUUUCCAUGGAGGUGGCCAGAGCAACAUCACCAGAAGUUCCGUUCCUUACUCCUCAGUGACGUCGGCAACCUAUUUGCAUUUGCACAACAGCUCCAAGACAACUGUGAGAAGUGGUUGCUGGCUGAGGAUCGUGACCCUGGAAGGAUUGUAGAGCGGGUGGUAAUGGAGCAGUUUAUUGCCCAACUUCCAGAAGUGAUAGCCAAGUGGGUCCAGCACCAACAACCAGCAACAUUAAAUGAGGCUAUCCAAUUGGCAGUGAAUCAAUCAUUCAUUGUUGUUUGUGUUAAUUUCUAGUUUUGUAGUUUGCCAAUAAAUGUAAACAGGCAGUUGACAUUGUAACCACGUGAAAAUCCAAGUUAAAGGUCGAUUUUUUUUUAUUGAGAUUUUAAAUUUACAUCUAAAAAUAUAAAAUGUCUACUGACAUUGUAAUAUGUGGUAGAUAGUUACAACAACUGCAAAAAAAUAUUUUCUGAAUGGAAUAGAAAAAAACUGAAUAUUUCAAGCAUGCAAUUUUUUUUCAUACCCUAGGAAUUUAAUUCUGGCCUAAUUCUAUUUAUUGCAAUUGGAUUAUAAAUACUCUAUAAGCAUUCCAUUCUUUUUUUAAAUUACGUUUAUUUGUUUUAACAACAUAAAACAAACAACAUACGACAGAACAAGACUCGGCUCACAGACUCAAAUACUGACAGUUGGCUCAUUAAUUAUAUGAUGGCAUAAAAUGAAGAAAUAAAUGAGUAUGAAAUUGAAA